This is a messenger RNA of Gryllus bimaculatus (two-spotted cricket), 2984 nucleotides long. The record is from the annotation of a GenBank genome assembly. NCBI's taxonomy places the organism in Eukaryota, Metazoa, Arthropoda, Insecta, Orthoptera, Gryllidae.
UAAUUGUGUUCCAGCUGUUAAAUGCCAGAAAUCACUCUAAAUGAUUGGAGCCAGGAAGCAACGGAUUUACACAAUUCUCAGAUGGCGAACCGCGAGUGUUGCGGUGUCUCACGGCAGUAUGCACGGAUGCUUCGCGUGCCCGCUUGGUUUGUGCUACCGGAGGCAUCGACGUUAUAAAAUCGUCUUAAAAUAAUUAUACGUUUGCAUUUAGGCAUUGUGCAAUUAAAUGUACUACAAGGACGACAUGGCGAACAAGUCGGUGAAAUGUCUUGUGUGUAAUGAAAUGUUCACGAAGAGGAGUAAUAUGUAUGCACAUAUGAGAAAUGUUCAUAAAUUAAAAGAUGAAAAAGAUCCCGUACCUCGGAAGAUUCGAAAAAAGACUGAACUGUGCAUGGGAUGUGGAAAAGCCUUCACUAUGAAGCACAACCUUCAAAGACACAUGCAAAAAAUGCACGAUGGUGUUGCGAACUUUGCUCAUAGCACAAGAAUUAAGUGCCCCGAGUCAGGUUGCGAUGAGGCCUUCCCUACAUAUUGUCAUCUGCGAGAACACCUAACCGAACAUCACGAAAAGGAACUGUUUGUGGACGAAAUUCGAUUUUCUUCGGAGGAAGAUUUUUUCCAAUGGAAAGAAGAGAUGCAGAUAAAGACUGUUUCAUUAUUCGUUGCAGAUACUUCAAAAAAAACAAUGAAAGAUGGAACUCAGAAACUAUAUUACAACUGCCACCGUUCUUACACCUACAGAGGAUCUGGCCAAAACAAAAGACGGUUAAAAAGUGCAGGUGUUGUGAGUUCUAUUAAAAUAGGAACAACAUGCCCAGCCCGAUUGGAGGUGACAAUCAAAGAUGGAAUGAUGCAGGUCAAAUUUUGGAAAACUCAUAUUGGUCACAGUAUGGACCUCGAGCACAUCCACUUAAGCAAAGCAGCACGAACUGAAAUUGCAGAUAGAAUGAAACUAGGACAUUCUUUUCAGCAAAUUCUGUAUGAUAUCCACAAUGGUAAAUUACAGAAUAUUGAUUCUCGGAGAGGUCAGCUAGUUAAGAGGAAAGAUCUGCAUAAUAUCUUCAGAGAUUUUCAUAUUGGUUCGUUUCCAAAGCAGGUUGUAAAUGAAGCAAAGAAUACAGAGAUUCUUUCAGAAGACUUGCAGCAAUUAGAAAAUGUGAGAAAUAGUGGUUCAUUUGAAGAAAUAUUUGAUGUCAUGCAAAAUAAAACUGUUGAUAAUAUUGAAAAUCCAAAUGAACCUUCUGAACAUAGUUUUCAUCAUUGCACUGAUAUUUCUGCUGCAUCUUUGAAGCAGCAUAUCUCCACACCUGUCCUUGAAGAAAUUCAUCCAUUCACUGCCGAUGGACCCCUUCUGUUUUUUGAGGAGCAACACUCACACGUCCCUACAGUUCUUGAGUUGACAGGCAAAAACCAAGAAUAUUCUGUCACUUAUUAUGAAGUUGGGGCAGAAGAUUGUGCCGUUUCUGACCAAGACAUUACUAAUGAAAGAGAUCAAAACGGAUUUCCUGUUGUCUUUGUUGAAAAUGAGAUUCAAGAAAACAAUGAUAUUACUAAUAAAACAGAAGAAGUAAUUGCAAAGAGCAGUCCAGCAAAAUCAAGCGAUAUUGGCUGCCCUGACUGUGGUCAGAUGUUUACAAAACGAAAGAAUUUGUAUGCUCAUAUGAGAAACAUUCACAAAUUGGUGGGUGCUAGUGACCCUGUCUCUCCACAGAAGCGUUGUAAGACUGAGGUGUGUUCUCUUUGUGGUAAAGCGUUCACCAAUAAGAAUUCCCUUCGAAGGCACCGGCAGAAGAUUCACAAGGAGGGCGUUGCAAACAGCCACACACCCAGGAUUAGGUGUCCUGAGCUGCACUGCAUGGAGGCCUUCUCAUCGUACAGUCACUUGAGAGAGCAUCUCUUCAUUUUACACCAGAGGGAGCUGGUAAUGGAAGAAAUGCAAUUUAGGACUGAGAAAGAUUUUCAGCUGUGGAAAGACAGUAUUCAAGCCAAUAACGUUUCAUUUUAUGUCUUGGAUACUUCAAAGAAAAUCAUGAAAGAUGGAACAGAAAAAAAGUAUUACAAUUGCCACAGAUCACAUAGUUACAAGUGCACUGGGAAAAAUAUUCGAAAAUUAAAGCGAGCAGGUUCUAGUAAAAUUGGUCGAACUUGCCCAUCAAGACUAGAAGUAGUUGUUAAAGAUGGUCAACUUGAUGUUAAAUUUUGGAAAACUCAUGUGGGCCAUAGCAUGGAUAUUGGUCAUACAACGUUAAGUAAAGCUGUGCGCACUGAAAUUGCUGAAAUGCUGAACCAAGGAGCAUCAUUUGAGCAUGUGCUAGAUCUAGCACGUAAUGGAAAACUGCAGGCAAAUCAGUCCCAGAGAACUCCUCUCAUAAAGAGAAAAGAUCUUCAUAAUAUUUGCAGAGAUUUCCACAUCUCGUCCUCUUGUUUACCAUCAGCUGACAAGAUGACUGACGUUAAUUGGUGUGUCCAAGAUUUUCCCAGAUGACUGUUUUAACAGCAAUCAGUCUCUGUGUGAUUCAAGACCAUGAAGAGUAAAUUUCACUAUAAACAUUUUUCUUUAUAUUUUUUUUUAGUACAAUACAUUAAAGUGAUGUUGGCAUUGUUUAUAAAUGUGAUAAGUGAUAAAUGUGCCUGAUACCCUGUUGCAUCUUGGCUACCUGAUUAUGUACAAACAUACUAUUAUUUUCAACAAUUUUAAUUGAACUUUUUUUAUUACUUGGGUGCAUUCAAGGGAUGCACUAAAGUUUAAUGUGUGAGAGGUUAAUCUUAAUAGUUUCCAAUUCUGAGACUUUUAUAUCAUAUCUAUGACAAAGGAACAGAGUAAGCAAAUUAUGUUUUGAUGUGUAAUGGAAAAUUUUCUUUGAUGAAACAAAUAUAUUUUUUAUAUUUUAUACUAGCCUGAAUUCCCAUUUUUCAAAAAUGUUCUAACAUGCAAAUUCUACUAUGAACACAGUGAUCAAUUUUGAGAAAAACAAGGAAAAUUU